This is a messenger RNA of Paramuricea clavata, 2563 nucleotides long. Lineage: Eukaryota; Metazoa; Cnidaria; Anthozoa; Malacalcyonacea; Plexauridae. The record is from the annotation of a GenBank genome assembly.
CAUAAUCACCUUAACUGUGCUUAGCAUAUCACUCAGCAUUCGACAUUCGUCAAGCAAACAUAUCGUUUCAGUGUUUGAAAAACUCGAGGUUUACAUCAAGCAAAGUAGAAGAUGUUAAAAGUCAUUGUUUCUCUUCUCCUCACUCUCGCCAUCAAUGCGAAAGGUAAAGUAAACGUUGCAGUUCUUUCAAAGACAUAAGUUCCUGCUGGAUGUUUGAUUAAUUUUGUAAUUAACUUUAUAGCUAUCUAAAUUGAGGCUCCCAAACCAUUUUCCACGACCAAAUUUUGCUACAUGCUCAAAUAAAUUAGAUCAACGAUGAACAAAACCGGAUCAUGAAGCUGAUCGUUUAGACUCCAAGACAGUGUAACAUUGAAACAUAAAUGCGCUUAGCGUGCUGCCCUUUACCACUUGUAAAACGUCAAUUCAUUCAUGUUAUACAUAGAAGGAACAAACUGAGAAGGACUAAAAGCUCAGGAGAUAACAAUACCAUGGGUUUAGUACAACAUAAGUUUUGGGACUCUCAAAAUGUUUUAUAGUAAUUUUUUUAGUUGAAGAGCGAGGUUUCCUUCGGCACGUCCAAACUUUCGUCAUUUUUUCAAAAUACAAAAGCAAAACUCCUCACUUUUUGCUGCUGAGUGAUUUGAAACAUUCGGAACUAAUCGGAAAUUGACCAGGUUGGUAUCCCAAUCAUUGUAGUAUUCCCAUGGAAAAAGACUAGUGUUUUUCUGGCAAAUUUUUGCUCAAAAACAAACUUUUAAAUUUGACCGAAUUUUUUCACUUUUCGAAACUUGAAUCAUACGAGUGAUAGGCCUUCGUCAUAGGUGUUAGCUUUCCAGUUUAUUUGUAGUUCAAUAUAUGGUACUGACAUACUUUCGAGCACUGAAUAUUGUUGAGUGCCUCCCAGGAAUUUUAAGUACAACCAGGAAACGAGGCAUAUUAUGAAAUGGGAUCGGACACUGGGACAAAGCUGCAAAUCAUGUGGAAUAUAGGAACAUGUAUGUUUUGAGAACAAGGGAACAUGCGAAAUAUUUUUGGACACAAUGGAACAAUAGCAAACUUUUUAACACAAUACGGGAAUAUACAGAUACCUCGAGCUCCCCACCCCCGCCCCUGAGGAACUCGUUGGCGAGGUUUAACUUGUAAGUUAUUUCAAGAUAUAGACCGCACGAGUUUUUAUUAUGCAUCGAUACAGUGGCGGAAAUCUUGGGGGCGGGGGGGGGGGCGACCGCCCCCCCGCCCCCAAGAUUUCCGCCACUGUAUCGAUGUGGGGGGAAAGUGAAAGUGGGGGGGGGGCGACCGCCCCCCCCCCCCACUUUCACUGAAAAUGACGAAUUUUCGGAAAUUUUGACCUAAAAGAGGGCUAAAAACAGCCUUUUCGAGUACAAAUGGGGGAGGGGGGGGGGGCGUUGUCGGAAAUUUGAAAGUUUUGUCGGAAAAAUUUAGGAGGCUUUGCCCCCCCCCCCCACCAGAAGAAUCGAUAGGAUUUCAAAGAAUCGAUUUUCCACCACUGCAUCGAUAGGAUUUCAAAGUCAAGAAAAAGCUACAGGAACAAGAACAACAAAUUAGCCUAUACAGGAAAAUAAUGCACAUUUUGAGCUAAAAAAGUGAGGGCUAUAUUUUGCUACAAAUGAGUUAAAGUAUAUAAUUUUUUCCAACAUUCGCGUGUAGAUUCUUGACUGAGCCCCCGAUAUCACGCAAUAAAUUCUCAGGGAAAUGUUCAAUUUUCUCCAGUACCGGCGUGUUUAGGCUAAAUGAAAUGUAUUAUUUUCAUAUUAAACACUUAAAACUGCAUAUUAAUUUUUAACAUACAUAUAAAAUCAAUAUGUGUAUCUAAAAUAUAUUGUGCUUAUUGCUGGUUAUUACAAUAUUUAUGUCAAUUGCACUGAUUGAUGACAAUCAUAUAUUCUCGCGCGUUGCAAUAAAAUUAUAGAGUUUUCUUUUAAUAUUUUACAGAAGCAAAUGCCAAAUCAAAGGUUUGUCCAUCUGGUUGGAUGCAUCUUGUUUCAGCAUGUUACCACUUAAGUACGUACAAAACUACUUGGUCUAAAGCAAGAGCAGCCUGUCAAAAACUUGAAGGAGACCUGGUUGUUCCUACGAACAGUAAGGAAAAUAAUGCCGUGUCGAAUAUUGUUAAACAAAGAAAAUUGGGUCAUCCCUGGAUUGGUUUGGUCAGACAUAAGGAUAAAAAGUUUUAUACCGUGCAAGGGGGGAAGCCAUCUUACACAAAUUGGCACCCCGCACAGCCAGAUAGUCCCAACUCUGAAAACUGUGCACAUUUCUAUGAUAGCAUUGGCCGAUGGAACGAUAUACCGUGCUCGCAACAGUAUCAUUUUAUUUGCCAAAAACCUCCCAUUAAACGUAAGUAGAGGUUUCACAUCAACAGAAAUCCAUUCCGCACGGCAGUAUACAGAGUGUAUUAAAAGAGGAAAUCCAACCUAGCAUGUAAUUUUGCGUUAUAAUAUUCUAUUUAUAAUUUAUGUUCUUUAAGAAUGUAUCUAAAUUUUACCUGAAAUACACGUUUGCAGAAAUCCUACGGUUUGCAUCUUUCGAAUAGUUGUCAUGG